AUGGCGUCACCAGCUGUCCUAAGACCAGCAACACCGGCAUCGAAUUCUAGUGAUGUCUUGACCCCGCCAGUCAGCCAGGGCUCACCAGCGACUUCGGUGACGGAGGUUGAAGAGCAGACCAUAUACACUAUCGAUGAUCUUGUACGGGUUCGAGCCUGGGGAGAUAAGGCUGAUGAGCCUAUUGUGGCGUACCCCGUUGAGGGGACAGUGUAUAAAUAUUAUACACCGCGUGAGCUGCACAAUCUAGUUGAAGCCGCUUCAGUCCAUUAUGCGCGUGUGAUUUCACAACGCCGAACGUCUGAUGAUCCAGUGCAAGUGGUUGGUUUGCUCGGUCCUUCUGACUUUGAGUACCUGAUUACUUUACUUGCGAUCUCGCGACUGGGACAUACGGUUCUGCUGUUGUCAACUCGCAUUGCGGAAGACGCAUACGUCAGUCUGCUCAAGAACACCAAGGCUUCUCUCCUCAUUGCAUAUCCUGCCUUUAAUGGCGUGGCGAAGAAGGCGACCCAGAGGACCGGAACUGUAUUGCAACCGGUGCUUAGGCGUGAAGAUUAUGUCAACAGCACGUUGAAGCUGCCAAAAGCUGAACUGGACGGUCUAGUAGAGAACAAACACAUCACCUGGAUCAUCCAUUCUAGCGGCUCGACCGGCCACCCGAAGCCAAUUUACCAGACACACUCCGGCGCAUUGAAGAACUAUGCCAAUAACUUUGGCCUCAGGGGUUUUAUUACGCUGCCUCUUUAUCAUGCGCAUGGUAUCAGCUGUCUUUUCCGCGCAGUCCAUUCCGAGAAAUUGAUUUACAUGUACAAUGCGGAACUUCCUCUGACGGGUUUCUACUUGCACACGACGCUUCAGGAGCAUCCGGAUAUCGAAGUCCUCUACGCCGUUCCGUAUGGCCUGAAACUGCUCUCGGAAUCGGAGGAAAGCAUGAAGUUGCUCGCUAGAUUGGAGCUAGUGAUGUUUGGUGGCUCGUCCUGCCCCAAGCCAAUCGGCGACAAACUUGCUCAGAACGGAGUUCGUCUCGUUUCUCAUUACGGAACUACUGAGACAGGCCAGCUUAUGACCUCGUUUCGGGAUCGCUCCGACACGGAUUGGGAUUACGUGCGCCCAGGCCCGUCGUUGCUACCUUUUAUCCGAUGGGAGGAACAGAUGCCUGGUAUUUACGAGCUGUGUAUCCUCGAGGGAUGGCCAUCAAAGGUGGCAAGUAACCGACCAGAUGGGGCGUACGCGACGAAAGAUCUGUUUGAAAAGCAUCCUACGAAGGAGAACGCGUGGCGAUAUUACGCUCGUCUAGAUGAUACACUUGUGCUGGAGAAUGGCGAGAAGGCAAACCCGCUGGUCAUUGAAGGCGUCGCUCGCAAUCAUCCAAAUGUUGGUGAAGCAAUAGCGUUUGGCUCCAACAGAUCUCGGCUAGGGCUGUUCCUAAUCCGCGCUGAAGGACGUACUGAUGAGACAGAUGAGCAAAUUAUCGACUCUGUCUUCCCAGCAAUCGAGCAGUGCAACGCGGAGAGUCCUGCUUAUGCGUAUAUUUCCCGAGACAUGAUCCGUGUUCUGCCCGCCGAUACUGUUUAUAGGAAAACGGACAAGGGCACCGUUAUUCGCUCUGCGUUUUACCGCGAUUUCGCAGAGCAGAUUAGCCAUGUCUACGACCAGGAGGAUUCCAGUGGGAGCCAAGUGUUUGAAGGUGAUGAAUUGAUCACCUUCCUCCGCAACAGCCUCCUCGAAAUUUCGUCGUCCAUUGAGCCAUCUGCGUUGCAGGAUUCUACUGAUGUGUUCAGUCUGGGCGUUGAUAGCAUACAGUCUCUCCGACUACGAAGUGCCAUCUUAAAGACGCUGAAUCUUGGUGGCCAGAAGCUUUCCCAGAACUUUGUCUUUGAAAACCCGUCCAUACAAGCCAUGGCUGACGAACUUACUCGGUUAAGACUUGGGAGAGGUCCUCAGCAGCAAAUCCCAAUUGAAGAUCGGAUGGAAUAUCUUAUUGAGAAAUACAGCCGUGGCUUCAAGGAGCAUGUCCCAGUUCCGAGGGACGAUAACGGCGAGCAUAUCGUUGUAACUGGUGCCACCGGAUCUCUGGGUGCGCAUAUUGUUGCCCAGCUGAUCCGCGCCGAGCGCGUACGCAAAGUAUACUGUCUCGUUCGCGCUUCAUCGCUUCUGUCAGCUCUACAACGAGUGCGGCAGAGCUUGCAUGCUCGCUUUUUGUUGUCUAGCCUCACACCAGACGAAGAACGCAAAAUCGUUGCGUUGCCCGCUGACCUAUCGAACAGUGUGAGGUUAGGCUUGCCUGAAGACGUCUACGAAGAGAUCAUCAGCUCGGUCACGGCCGUCAUGCACUGCGCCUGGUCUGUCAACUUCAACUGGACACUAGAGAGCUUUGAACAGCCUUGCAUCGCAGCCACGCGCAAUCUGGUAGACCUCUGCCUUGACACCCAAGGUCCUACUCCAGCAAAUUUCUCCUUUUGCUCGUCGGUCAGUACGGUUGCUCGCACGCCAGGGAACUGGGUGCCAGAAGCACUUCCAGAGUCACUCAGUUAUGCGCAAUCAAUGGGGUACGCGCAGUCGAAGCUGGUAACCGAGCAUGUAGUCAACCGUGCAUGCCGUCAAACUGGCCUAGCAGCCCGGGUCCUUCGAGUUGGACAAAUCGUGGCUGAUACGGAGCACGGUAUCUGGAACGCCACCGAAGCUAUCCCCAUGAUCUUCCAGACAGCCGAGACAGUCAAGGCCCUUCCUCUGCUCGACGACAUUCUGUCCUGGACUCCGGUUGAUACCAUGGCAUCGAGCAUUAUUGAGGCGACGCUAUCCUCAACUGCAGCAGAAGUCAUGAACAUUACUAAUCCAACUCUAAACCACUGGACUCGUGACCUCCUUCCCCUCCUGAAACAGGCAGGGCUUACUUUCGAAGCUUUGGCGAAGCACGAGUGGCUUGCCCGUCUUCGCUCAAACCUCGACCCAAAACGCAACCCACCUAUCAAGCUCCUUGACUUCUUCGCCAAGAAAUACGGCAACGAUUCACCAGCCCGCGUCCUACUAUACGACACCAAGAAAAGCCAGUCUGCCGCCCCGUCUCUUCGAAACGCACCAGGACUAACUCAAGACUUUGUGACCCGGUUCGUACAUCAAUUCCGUCGGCAAGUCUGGUCGUCAACCGCAGCCCAAUCAUCACCUAAGAAUGUGAUCUUCCUGACAGGAGCCUGUGGCUCAGGGAAAUCCACCGCCGGACUUCACCUCUCGACAAAAUUCAGGAUCACAACAAUCGAAGGCGACGACAUGCACUCUCGUGUCUCCCGCGCGAAGAUGGCGUCUGGUAUCCCACUUUCGGAUUCAGACAGAUGGGAAUGGCUCUCUCACAUACGUGGAGCCGUUAUGGACCGCCUACUCCAACCAUCCACCUCGGCGGGAAUUGUCGUCACCUGUUCCGCACUCAAGAGGUCCUACCGCGACGAAUUACGGAAAUUGAUGUAUCUAUUGGAGGACCCCGUAAAUGUUACAUUUAUCCACUUGUUUGUUGGCAAAGAAAACAAGACGGAGCUCCAGGAGCGGUUGAUUCUGAGAUCGAAAGUGGAGGCGCAUUACAUGGCGUCUACUAUGGUCGAUUCGCAGUUGGAGGCUUUGGAGAGCCCAGAGGAAGAGCGGGAUGUCGUAGUUGUCGAUGCAGCUGGGAUGAAGGAUGUGGUCCUCAGGGAGGUAGAGGAGAUUGUGAGAGGGAUUCUGGCGUAGGUUCUAAUGUUUUAGUGAUUUAGAAUGCCA
Aspergillus nidulans FGSC A4 is the source of this 3744-nucleotide messenger RNA. RefSeq lists its product as uncharacterized. Gene Ontology annotation, biological process: carbohydrate metabolic process. The transcript is spliced from 2 exons. Gene Ontology annotation, molecular function: kinase activity; phosphopantetheine binding; gluconokinase activity. Lineage: Eukaryota; Fungi; Ascomycota; Eurotiomycetes; Eurotiales; Aspergillaceae. The record is from RefSeq and is a predicted model, not a curated record. The coding region runs from base 1 to 3714 and encodes 1237 amino acids.